CUCGCCUCAUCACCACCUCGCGUCACUGCUCGCCUUGCUCGAGAGAGAGAUCGAGAGAGAUCGGGCGAUCUGGUAGCUCCUAGCUCUUGCGGUUGAGGUGUUCUUGUGGGGGAGGAGGAAUCCGGCGGUCGUGUUUCCAGGCGGCGGCGGCGGCGGCGUUCUGGCCGGAGUUGGGGGAGACGAGCGAGCGAGGCGGCGGCGGCGUGGUUGAUCGAUCUUGGGGUUGCUUUGCUUGCUUGCUAGAUUGCUGUUUGGAUCUUUGGAUGAAUCACGGAGUUCAUCUCGAUUAGCUUUCGUGAAGGUUUGAUUUGUUUGGGGGGAUUUUAGUAGCAGAACAGCUUGAAAAGAGAAAAGGGAUUUUUAAUUAGUAGCAGAACAGCUUGAAAAUAAAGCUCGGAUUAUUUGUCUGGUGUUCUUUCUAGCUUGUUACUGAUCAGUAAAGAUUUGCCAGCUAUAGCUAGGGCUUUAUAAAUACAAGUUUCUCUUACUGCCAUGGCUGGUCACCAAGGAGGAAGCAGGCCACUUGAUCAGUUCUUCGACCGCAUGGAGACGAUGAGCGAGCUCGGCUUCGUGGGGAGCGACGUCGACGACGGCGAGCACGGCGGCGGCGGCGCCGCCCCAUCGAUGUGGGACAAUCUCGCCGGCGGCGGCGGCGGCUCCGCCGUGGCAGCUACUACUCCGGCGAACUUGCUGCAGCAGCAGGAUAUCCCAGGUGAACACAUGUCCGCUCCAGAUGAAAAGGCGCCUACUGAGGUUGCAGGCAUGCCCUUUUCUUGGGAUAUGCAGUCUGAAGCAGCCAAAUAUUUUGGAAACUUUGACACAGAGAUCCAAGCUUCUUGUCAGACUCAAGAACCAUCAUACAGAGCCAUUUAUGGAAGCUGCAAUUCUGGCCAAAUGAUUGGACUAGGGGAUUCACAAUAUAAACUGGCUGGGUCAUCCUCAUCUCAAAGCCUCUAUAGUGAUAACUUCUCUGAUGCCACUGGAUUCAACCAGCUGAAGCUUCAAAAACAAACAAGUGCUGAUGGAAACACCGAAUCCUGGUCAGAACUGAACAGAGAUGCCAUUGGAGGUUUAUCAGGUAAAGGGAGUCCACUAGCCAAAUCAGGAAAGCAGCUUGAGCAACGUAUGGCGAAGGCUCUUUCUGCUCAGCCAUACCACCCUGUAUUUCCUGUGACUCAAGGUGUUAGUUCCAGCAAUUCAUCUUCCCAACAUGUUGUGAGUUCAUCAGGAGAGGCCAAAUAUAUUGGAAAUUCUGGUCAAGAAAUGCAAGUUGCUUGUGAAACUGCAAAAGAACCAUCACAUAGAGCCUUAUAUGGAAGCAAAAACCCUUAUCAACUGACUGGACUCAGUGAUCUCCGUGAUAAAAUCAUUGCCUCAUCUUCAUUUGAAGGAGUCAAUACUGGUAGCCUCACUAGCACUUUGUCAGGGAUGAACUUGCCAACCAACAGUGCUAAAGAAAACACUGAAUACAACCAACUGAAGCUUCAGAAACAAAUAGAUGGUUAUCAGAGGUUUGAAUCAGGCUCAGGAUUAAACAGGGAUGAUGCUGGAGAUAUAACUGUAACAGGAGUUCCACAACAAGUGCAGGUUGGGCAAAACAUGGUAAAUGCUCUUUCUGCUAAGCCCUACCAUCCUGUGUUUUCUGUCUCACAUGGUACAAGUGCCAGUUCAUCUUCACAACACCCAUAUAUGGCGAGACAGUUGCUAGAGCACCCUGAAUACAAUCCAAGGAUGCAUCGCACCCAUCCUUCAUUGCAACCAACAAUCGAAGCUGCAUCCACCUCAAUGACAUCCCAUGUUAAAGAGCCCUGUUACCAAGAAAAUGUUGGGGAUAGCAACCCAGGUAUGUCCCUGCUUCGCAGCACAGCUGUUUCCUCCAGGGAUGUAGAGAACAAAUCUCCCAACCUGGGUGAUAGGGUGCAUGCUGAUGUUUCGGAAAUAUACUCCACUUUGGAUCACCAAACUUCAGCUAACAGCAUGCAGAUUCAGUAUGCUCCUCAGGUUGUAAGGCAACCAUCACAACAGUCCCUGCAUUCUGAUGUUACAGAAACAUAUUCAGCUUUUGGUCAUCAGUCUGCAGCCAGCAAUAUACAGAGGCAGUUUGCUCCUCGGGUUACAAGACAAGCAUCACACAGGUCCCUAUAUGAAAGCAGCAAUAGCAGUCUAUGGACUGGACCUCAUGAUGAUUCCCAGAUGGAACUGUUCAGGCCAUCCUCGUCUCGCAGAAUUAGUACUAAUGUCAUCUCUGGUGAAUUGCCAAGGAUCAACUUGCAGAGUGAGACAAUGAUGGGAAAUGCUGAUUUCAACCAGCAAAAUCUUCGGAGACAAAUUUCUCUCCGUGAAAACACUGAAUCUCACUCUUUUGGCACAUAUAACGAGUUGCCAAGAACAUCUUCCUUUUUGCGCCGUCAAAGCUCUGAAUCCUCACAACUGAAUAGUGCUUCUGUCAAAUGUUCACCAGGUUCUGGUAGCUCAUCAACCACGAUGGGUCCUCCUCGCCCUUUCAAUACAGUAUCAGGAGGUGCCAGUUCUCUGCUAGGAAGUCCUCUUUCUUCCAUGUCUGGAGGUUCAAGUUCUGGUGGUAAUCCUGAUCAUCAGGGCACUGUUUUAUCUUCAAUAUACCAACCAGAUGGAUACAAUAUUAAUUCCACCUUGCCUCUAAGAAUGAGAACACAUGCAAGGGAGGCCUAUGCCACAUCUGUUCUACCUCAAGCCACAAGGCGAAGCCACCAAGUGAACUUUGAUUCUGCAGAACGGAGACCCCAAUAUGUUCAACAAAGGGGUCUGGAUGACACUAUAAAUUCAAACAUGUUGAGUGCUCGGCAGCAGUUUCAGAGGCAGGUUGAAAGGCAGCUUCAGAGGCAACUUGAAAGGCAACUUCAGAGGCAACUUGAAAGGCAACUUCAGAGGCAGGUUCAAAGGCAGCUUCAGAGGCAUCAUGAGAGAGCAGCUGCAUCUGAAGCACAUCCAUUUUAUGGCAAUGAUGAGACUUCUGUCAGGAUGAACCCAACUGAGGAAUUUCUUGAUAUAGUAAAGGAUCAUGAAGCAUUCUUCCUUUCAUUUUAUCAUCCUUCUCGUAUUCCAGCCCGUGUCAUGAAUACAGUAGAUCAAUGCUAUGGUGUUGAUAUGGAAAGGGAGAUGCCACAUCAAGAGAGUCAUCCAACACCUGGCUGUGGUACUGAGCUUUCUCAUAAGAAUGACACUUCAGGUUUUGAAAGAUCUGAUGUGGAUGUCGCACACAUACAUGAUUCCAAAAGGCUAAAUAAUGAGGAACUCAAUGCCCUUCUAUUACAUAGGAAGUUCAGCAGCUUAAACAAAGGGAAUUACCGGCUUUUUCACAUAGAAGGCCAUGUGCUUCAAUGCAGCAUUGAUCAGUGUGGGAGCCGCUUUAUACAGCAGAAGCUUCCAACAGCGACACCUGAUGAGAAACUCAUGGUCUUUAAAGAAAUCAUGCCUCAUUUUCUUGAAAUGGUGACUGAUGUAUUUGGAAAUUAUGUGCUGCAAAAGAUGAUCGAGCAUGGAGCCCCAUUUCAAAGAAGGGAAAUUACAGCUUGCCUUUUUGGAAGUGUUUCGAGCUUAAGCUGUCAACUAUACGGGUGUCGAGUAGUCCAGAGGGCUGUAGAGCUUAGUGAUCUAGAUCAGAAGAUACAGAUUGCCAAGGAGCUCAAUAGUAAUAUCAUGAAAUGUAUACAUGACCCAAAUGCAAACCAUGUUGUCCAGAAAUGUAUAGAGCAUGUGCCACCACGAUUCAUACAGUUCUUUGUGGAGAGCAUGUAUGGGCGUGUUGUGGAGUUAUCAGUCCAUCCAUACGGAUGCCGUGUCAUCCAGAGAAUUCUGGAGUACUUUGAUUCAUCGAUCCAGGAGAUCUUUCUAGAAGAGAUUAUAGAGGAGGUUUACUAUAUGGCGAAAGAUCAAUACGCUAACUAUGUUGUGCAGAACAUAUUGCAGCACGGGAAAGCCCUUGUGCGAUCUGCAAUUAUAAAGAAAUUUAUUGGGAGAGUUGUGGCCAUGAGCAAGCAAAAAUUCGCCUCUAAUGUCAUUGAAAAGUGCUUAAUAUUUGGUAGCUAUGAUGAAAAACAGAAGAUCAUUAAUGAGGUCAUCGGCACAACGGACCUCGUCAGAAGUGGUGAAACCGAGGCUCUUGUGGUUAUGGUGAACGACCAAUAUGCUAACUACGUUGUACAGAAGGUGAUUGAAACCUGCGACGAGUGGCAGCGGAAGCUAAUACUCAGGCGCUUGAGGGCGCACCACAGCCUGCUUCACGACUGCACCUAUGCAAAGCACGUCGUGGCACGACUGGAUAGGCUCAUCGAUAUCGGGGAGCGCAAAAUGGCGAAUCCCAGGCGCCCCAGGCGACAUGGGAAAGAUCCUGUGCCACCACUGACCUAGAAAUGAGCUCGAGUAAAUCAGCUGAAGGGGACGACGGUGACCUCUGUCCACUGCUGCUUCUGUCUGCAGCUUACUGAAUCCUACUACUGCGGUAAAUUCGACGAUCAAUCGAGACUGCUGAGAUGAUGAACUGGUCAUGAACUCUCUGUAAUGUUAGUGAAUAAUGGAUGUGAAGAUCGAAUGAACAUUUGGAUAUCUGUAAUGUCACUUGAACUCUGGUAACUGCGAGGUCUAUUCUACCUGUGUUUGUAAGGGGAGGAGACUUUACUAUGCCUGUCAGAGACAUGUA
This is a messenger RNA of Oryza sativa Japonica Group (Japanese rice), 4678 nucleotides long. The record is from RefSeq and is a predicted model, not a curated record. NCBI's taxonomy places the organism in Eukaryota, Viridiplantae, Streptophyta, Magnoliopsida, Poales, Poaceae.